Molecule: messenger RNA, 2449 nt
Organism: Brachypodium distachyon (stiff brome)
Lineage: Eukaryota; Viridiplantae; Streptophyta; Magnoliopsida; Poales; Poaceae
Product: protein PLASTID TRANSCRIPTIONALLY ACTIVE 12, chloroplastic
Exons: 12
Coding region: 229-1884 (551 amino acids)
Biological process (GO): positive regulation of DNA-templated transcription; plastid transcription; positive regulation of red or far-red light signaling pathway
Cellular component (GO): chloroplast; nucleus
Source: RefSeq, a predicted model, not a curated record
CCCUUCUUCUUGUUCGUUAUCCGGAACGAAAAACCUUGGUGCCCAGCCAGCUUAACCAUGGAGUACGAAGGCUAGCUCUCUCUGCUCACUCUCACUCUCUCAGCCCCUCUCCACCCCAAUCCAGCAGAUAACCCUAACCUCUCCUUCUUGAACCCCUCCUACCAGCCUCUUCAUUCUCUCGAAUUCGAACCUGCGGUAACCACCAAGCGCGGCGUCGGGCGAAGAACCAUGGCGUCUUGCUCCCACCCUUGGCUCUUCCCAGGCAUGUCGCCGCCGCCGGCCGCCUCCACCGCCGUGCCUGUUCCGCGCUUCUACAAGUCUUCGAAGGUGUUUGCUGGUUUGCGUCAGUGGAGAAAGGCAGGGUCAGUCACACCGAGCAGAACGCGACGAUGCAGGAUCAAGUGCGUCAAGGACGAAUCUAUCCAUUUUGAUCCGUCCAAGAUUGAGGCACCACCGUACUCCAGUUACUUAGACUCCACGUCUGGUCAGCUUGAGCCAGCAUCGGGUGCCCGGGCAAGCAUACCUGGGAAGGAGUACUGGCCGGAGGGCACUGCAGCCCGCGUACGUGCUGCUCGUGCACCUGCACCGGUCGGGGAAUCGGUGGGGACUCCGUCUCUUGGUAAGAAGCCCGGGAGUAGGAGGAAAGGGUAUAAGGAACAGGUAACAUCAGCUUCAGCAGCAGAGGGUGCAGAGACCAGUGGAGAUGAUGGCGAGUUCAUAGUGGCCACCGAGGUCCCAUUAGAUGAUACAUUGGAAGAGACAGAGGAUUCAGUGGAUGAGUAUGUCAUUUAUGAGGCGCCCAAGGCCGAGAGUUUGAGUGAGUAUGAGAUGGACAAGAUGAUGGGACGGCCACAUCCAUUUGUUGAUCCAGCAAAGGCUAUGUUGGUAGAGGAACCGAAAUCGAGUGAAGAGCUCUGGUGGAAUUGGCGGAGGAAGUCUGAGCCAGAAAUGUGGUCCAGAUGGCAGAGGAGGCGUCCGGAUGUUGAUACGGUCUUCGCAAAAGCAAUGGCGGAAACUGGGCAGAUUAAACUUUUCGGGGAGCAUCCUACAAGAACAGAAGCUGCUCUUGCUAAGACAAGAAGACAUUUACACAAAGAGGAAAGGUUAGAAGCAGAGCGAAGGAGACUAGAAGAAAUAGGACCAAUAGCAUACUAUUCAGAGUGGGUUGAAGCAUAUAAACACAAGGACACAUCACGGGAAGCUAUACAGAAGCACUUUGAGGAAACUGGCGAAGAUGAGAAUACUCAACUUAUAGCAAUGUUUCAACACCAAACUGCUGGGGAAUAUCGUAUCAUGAUGGGCACUGAUGUCCGUAUUCUCCGAGAUCCUUUGGCGAUGAGGAUGCGUGAAGACCAGAUUAAGCAGAUUUGGGGUGGUGACCCUGUUUACCCAACUGUGAACUAUGUUCAGGAUCCUGAUGAAGUGAUUGACUACAGGGCUCCGGAAUUUCAUGAACCUACCCCUGAAGUUGUACCUUAUUUGAUGGAGCAUGGGAUAAUGAUCACCAAAGAAGAACUGGAUGCACGUUUGAAUGAAGAGCGUGAUGACACCAACCAAGACAUUACGUAUAUUCCUGAAGUCAAAGAUCCCAUGGCUACAGCUGUCGAUAUUGGAGAGCAUUCUUACAACGAAGACAGUGAUGAUGAGGAGGAGGUUGGCAAAGCUGUUGUGCAGCCUGAAUCACUAGAGGAUGAGGAAGAUGGUGGGGAUGAUGCUGACGAAGUUGAAGGGAAAGUGAGUCAGAACUGGAGCGUUCUAAAGACUACUGGACAGGAUGAAAAACCAAAGGAAAAGUUGAAGAAAGAUCAAAUGUCACUUAAAGACGCCAUUAAUGAUUCUGAGAACCUUACUGAUUUCCUUAUGGACUUCGAAGAAGAUGAGUGAUAUGGUGGGCAUUCUUUUUCUAUUAUGCGCAUGACACAUGGGACAGCUAUGCUUUUGGGAGGACUUACUUCUGGAGGUCCAUAUCCACUAGGGGCAAUGAACAGAACUGGAUGCCCGCAAAACUCCACCUGCUCAACCGGGCCAGUCAUGUUCGAGAACGAUAUGGUCGUAUGGGAGAUCAUACGAUGGAAGAUAGCCCCAGCUGCCUGUUUUAAGCCAUAUGUUGCAGUACUGUUAGAAACAAGAAAUCCAAAGGGGAUGAUGUGUUGACGUAUAUGGCCCAAAAGUGGACAGUGCAAAUUCUCUCUCUAGAAAACAAGAAGUUGACGGCACUGCCUACUGGGACCGUAUUCAACAAUCGAUGCCUCCUUGGAUACAAGUAAUAGUGUUCUGAUGUUCACUUGUACUCAAGAAUUGGUCAUCUAGUAGAGUAGUACACAUGUUAGCAUUUUGUACACAGUAGAUAAGGUGAUCCAAUUACCUUCCCGAAUUCUUCUUUGUCUUAUAAAAUGCAUACACAUUUUUUUACAGGCUAAGGACAAAAUCAAGAUGCCUAUAGGGACCA